UUUUUUUUUUUUUUUUUUUUUUUUUUUUAUGGUUUAGCAGCCAGAGGUGCUGUGCUAAAUUCUUGGAAGGGGCCCGGAUGUACUGAGGAUGCAUUGCAAUUUCACUAAAGGAGGCAGUAGUGGAAAGGAUCCGUUUUUGGUGUUUGAUGCAAUAAUGGGAAUCAGGUAAUAUAAUACAAGGGGAAAUACUGCAGCUCCUUUUUUACCUCGCAUUUUCCCGAGCCGAUCUUUGGAGGGAUUUAAUCCGGACUCCUUUUAAAUGGUCAAUGAAAACAAGAGGAUGUACAUUCCGGAGGAAAACCAUCAAGGUUCCAACUAUGGGAGUCCCCGUCCAGCUCAUGCCAACAUGAAUGCCAAUGCAGCUGCAGGGCUUGCCCCAGAGCAUAUCCCUACUCCAGGGGCAGCUCUGUCCUGGCAGGCUGCUAUCGAUGCUGCCAGACAGGCCAAAUUGAUGGGUAGUGCUGGCAAUGCAACAAUAUCCACAGCUAGCUCCACACAGAGGAAACGGCAGCAGUAUGGGAAACAGAAAAAACAGGGUACUACCACAGCUACACGUCCUCCCCGGGCAUUGCUGUGUUUAACACUGAAAAAUCCCAUCCGGAGGGCAUGUAUCAGCAUCGUUGAAUGGAAACCAUUUGAAAUAAUUAUUUUACUGACUAUUUUCGCCAAUUGUGUGGCCUUAGCUAUCUAUAUCCCCUUUCCAGAAGAUGAUUCCAAUGCCACCAAUUCCAAUCUGGAACGAGUGGAAUAUCUCUUUCUCAUAAUUUUUACAGUGGAAGCAUUUUUAAAAGUAAUAGCAUAUGGACUUCUCUUUCACCCCAACGCUUACCUCCGCAAUGGCUGGAAUUUACUAGAUUUUAUAAUUGUGGUAGUAGGGCUUUUUAGUGCAAUUUUAGAACAAGCAACCAAAGCAGAUGGGGGGAAUUCAAUAGGAGGGAAAGGUGCCGGAUUUGAUGUUAAAGCACUGAGGGCUUUUCGAGUGUUACGCCCCUUACGGCUGGUAUCUGGAGUUCCUAGUCUCCAGGUGGUUUUAAAUUCAAUCAUCAAGGCCAUGGUUCCCUUGUUGCACAUUGCCCUGCUGGUGCUGUUUGUCAUAAUUAUCUAUGCCAUAAUUGGGCUGGAGCUAUUCAUGGGGAAGAUGCACAAGACCUGCUACCAUGUGCAUGGGGCAUUAGCAGAUACACCUGCAGAAGAGGAUCCUUCUCCUUGUGCUCCUCAGUCAGCACAUGGACGGCAGUGUCAGAAUGGCACAGAGUGCAAAGCUGGCUGGGAAGGCCCUAAGCAUGGCAUUACAAACUUUGACAAUUUUGCUUUUGCCAUGUUAACUGUGUUUCAGUGCAUCACUAUGGAAGGCUGGACAGAUGUACUGUACUGGGUCAAUGAUGCCAUAGGAAGGGACUGGCCCUGGAUCUAUUUUGUUACACUAAUCAUCAUAGGGUCAUUUUUUGUACUUAACUUGGUUCUCGGUGUGCUUAGCGGGGAGUUUUCCAAGGAAAGAGAAAAGGCAAAGGCCCGGGGUGACUUUCAGAAGUUGCGGGAGAAGCAGCAACUGGAAGAGGACUUGAAGGGGUACCUGGACUGGAUAACUCAAGCAGAAGACAUUGAUCCAGAAAAUGAAGAUGAAGGCAUGGAUGAGGAGAAGCCUAGAAACAUGAGCAUGCCCACAAGUGAGACGGAGUCUGUAAACACAGACAAUGUGGCUGGAGCUGACAUUGAAGGAGAAAACUGUGGUGCAAGGCUGGCGCAUCGGAUCUCCAAAUCUAAGUUUAGCCGGUACUGGCGCCGGUGGAACCGGUUCUGCAGGAGAAAGUGUCGAGCUGCUGUCAAGUCCACUGUUUUCUAUUGGCUGGUGAUUUUCCUUGUGUUCCUCAACACUCUCACCAUCGCCUCUGAACACUACCACCAGUCGAACUGGCUCACUGAGGUCCAAGAUACUGCCAAUAAGGUGCUGCUAGCUCUUUUCACGGCAGAGAUGCUACUGAAGAUGUACAGCCUCGGUCUCCAGGCCUACUUUGUGUCUCUCUUCAACCGCUUUGACUGCUUUAUUGUUUGUGGAGGAAUCCUGGAAACCAUUCUGGUGGAGACCAAGAUAAUGCCACCACUGGGCAUCUCAGUGUUGCGAUGUGUCCGACUCCUGAGAAUAUUUAAGAUCACAAGGUAUUGGAACUCCCUGAGUAACCUCGUAGCUUCAUUGCUGAACUCUGUCCGCUCCAUCGCCUCCUUGUUGCUGCUUCUCUUCCUCUUCAUCAUUAUCUUCUCACUCCUGGGAAUGCAGCUCUUUGGGGGCAAGUUUAACUUCGAUGAGAUGCAAACCAGGAGGAGCACAUUUGACAACUUCCCCCAGUCUCUCCUCACUGUGUUUCAGAUCCUGACUGGGGAGGACUGGAAUUCAGUGAUGUAUGAUGGGAUCAUGGCUUAUGGCGGCCCCUCUUUUCCGGGAAUGUUGGUCUGUAUUUACUUCAUCAUCCUUUUCAUCUGUGGAAACUAUAUCCUCCUGAAUGUAUUUUUGGCCAUUGCGGUGGACAAUCUUGCCGAUGCUGAGAGUUUGACAUCUGCACAAAAAGAAGAGGAAGAGGAAAAAGAAAGGAAAAAACUAGCUAGGACUGCUAGUCCAGAAAAGAAACAGGAGAUAGAGAAGCCAGCUGUGGAGGAGGAGACAAAGGAGGAGAAAAUAGAGCUGAAAUCGAUCACUGCUGAUGGAGAGUCCCCACCUGCUACCAAGAUCAAUGUGGAGGACUAUCAGCCCAAUGAAAAUGAAGAAAAGAAUCCAUAUCCCACUACUGAAGCUCCAGGAGAGGAAGAUGAGGAGGAGCCUGAGAUGCCUGUGGGUCCCCGGCCACGCCCAAUGUCUGAACUGCAUCUCAAGGAAAAAGCUGUGCCCAUGCCGGAUGCCAGUGCUUUCUUUAUCUUCAGCCCAAGCAACAGGUUUCGUGUCCACUGCCAUCGCAUCGUUAAUGAUAACAUUUUCACCAACCUGAUCCUCUUUUUCAUCUUGCUCAGCAGCAUCUCUUUGGCAGCCGAGGACCCUGUCCGACACUACUCCUUUAGGAACCAAAUUCUCUUUUAUUUUGAUAUAGUUUUUACUGUCAUUUUCACCAUUGAAAUUGCUCUGAAGAUGACUGCAUAUGGGGCUUUCCUUCACAAGGGCUCCUUCUGCAGGAACUACUUCAACAUCCUAGAUCUGCUGGUAGUCAGCGUUUCUCUCAUCUCCUUUGGGAUCCAAUCUAGUGCCAUCAACGUAGUGAAGAUCUUACGUGUACUACGAGUGCUCAGACCAUUGAGGGCCAUCAACAGAGCCAAAGGGCUAAAGCAUGUGGUCCAGUGCGUGUUUGUUGCCAUCAGAACCAUUGGGAACAUAGUGAUUGUCACCACUUUGCUGCAGUUCAUGUUUGCCUGCAUUGGAGUUCAGUUGUUCAAGGGCAAACUGAAGAGCUGCAGUGAUAGCUCCAAGCAAACACCCGCAGAGUGCAAGGGGUAUUUCAUUACAUACAAAGAUGGCGAGGUCACCCAGCCAAUGAUCCAGCCCCGGAGCUGGGAGAACAGCAAGUUUGACUUUGACAACGUUUUGAAUGCCAUGAUGGCGCUCUUUACUGUUUCAACUUUUGAGGGCUGGCCAGAGCUGUUGUACAGAUCCAUUGAUUCCCACAUGGAAGAUGUUGGACCCAUCUAUAACCACAGGGUGGAGAUCUCCAUUUUCUUCAUCAUCUAUAUCAUCAUCAUUGCCUUCUUCAUGAUGAACAUCUUCGUUGGUUUCGUCAUUGUCACGUUCCAGGAACAAGGAGAGCAGGAGUACAAGAACUGUGAACUGGACAAGAAUCAGCGUCAGUGUGUAGAAUAUGCCCUGAAGGCUCGUCCCCUGAGGAGGUACAUCCCUAAGAACCAAUACCAGUACAAAGUGUGGUAUGUGGUGAACUCCACCUAUUUUGAGUACCUGAUGUUCAUUCUGAUCCUGCUGAACACUAUCUGCCUGGCCAUGCAACACUACGGUCAGAGCUGCAUGUUCAAGGAAGCCAUGAAUAUCCUCAACAUGCUCUUCACUGGUCUCUUCACUGUUGAGAUGGUUCUGAAACUAAUUGCCUUCAAACCUAAGGGUUACUUUAGUGAUCCUUGGAAUGUUUUUGACUUCCUCAUCGUAAUUGGCAGCAUUAUAGACGUCAUUCUCAGUGAAACUAAUCCAGCUGAACAUACCCAAUGCUCUUCCUCUAUGAAUGCAGAGGAAAACUCUCGCAUCUCAAUCACCUUUUUCCGACUCUUCCGCGUGAUGCGUCUUGUGAAGCUCCUGAGCCGAGGGGAGGGCAUCCGGACACUGCUUUGGACCUUCAUCAAGUCCUUCCAGGCUCUCCCCUAUGUGGCUCUACUAAUAGUGAUGCUAUUCUUCAUCUAUGCCGUGAUUGGGAUGCAGGUGUUUGGUAAAAUUGCGCUCAACGAUACCACGGGAAUCAACCGCAACAACAACUUUCAGACCUUCCCACAAGCAGUACUGCUGCUUUUCAGGUGUGCCACAGGUGAGGCCUGGCAGGAGAUCAUGCUGGCCUGCCUGUCAAACAAGAAGUGUGAUCCUGAAUCAGAAUCACCCAACUCCACUGAAGAAGACCAAUCCUGUGGGAGCAGCUUUGCCAUAUUUUAUUUCAUCAGCUUCUACAUGCUCUGUGCCUUCCUGAUCAUCAAUCUUUUUGUAGCUGUUAUAAUGGAUAACUUUGAUUACCUGACGCGGGACUGGUCCAUUUUAGGACCACACCACCUGGAUGAAUUUAAAAGGAUUUGGGCAGAGUAUGAUCCUGAAGCCAAGGGACGGAUCAAACACCUUGAUGUGGUGACACUGCUCCGGAGGAUUCAGCCUCCACUGGGCUUUGGGAAGCUCUGUCCUCAUAGAGUGGCUUGCAAGCGCCUCGUCUCCAUGAAUAUGCCACUAAAUAGUGAUGGGACUGUCAUGUUUAAUGCUACUCUCUUUGCAUUGGUCAGAACAGCACUGAGGAUCAAAACUGAAGGUAACCUGGAGCAAGCUAAUGAGGAACUUCGAGCAAUAAUAAAGAAAAUCUGGAAGCGCACCAGUAUGAAGCUGCUGGAUCAGGUCGUGCCCCCAGCUGGCGAUGACGAGGUGACUGUUGGGAAGUUUUAUGCCACUUUCCUGAUCCAAGAAUAUUUCCGGAAAUUCAAGAAACGCAAAGAACAGGGCCUCGUUGGCAAACCUUCACAGAGGAAUGCUCUCUCCCUGCAGGCUGGUCUGCGCACACUGCAUGACAUUGGGCCAGAGAUCCGACGGGCUAUCUCAGGGGACCUGACAGCUGAAGAGGAACUAGACAAGGCCAUGAAAGAAGCUGUCUCUGCUGCUUCUGAAGAUGAUAUCUUUAGGAGGGCUGGUGGCUUGUUCGGAAACCAUGUCAGCUACUACCAAAGUGAUGGCAGGAGCACCUUCCCCCAGACAUUCACUACCCAGCGCCCUUUGCACAUCAAUAAAUCUGGCAACAACCAGGGAGAUACUGAGUCCCCAUCCCAUGAGAAGCUAGUGGAUUCCACCUUUACUCCUAGCAGCUACUCUUCUUCAGGUUCUAAUGCCAACAUCAACAAUGCCAACAACACUGCCUUGUGCCGCUUCCCAAGCCCACCCAAUUUUCCAAGCACUGUCAGCACAGUAGAGGGACAUGGCACUCCCUUGUCACCCACCAUACGUGUGCAGGAGGCCCCUUGGAAACUUGGCUCCAAAAGCUCCGGUUCCAGAGACAGCCAGCUGGCAAUCGUUUGCCAAGAGGAAGUGUCUCAGGAUGAGACUUAUGAUGAAAAUUUGAAUGAAGAUGUUGAAUACUGCAGUGAGCCAAGCCUGAUCUCUACUGAAAUGCUCUCAUACCAAGAUGAUGAAAACAGACAGCUGACGCCACCGGAAAAUAACAAAGGGGAGGACACCAGGCAGUCUCCAAGGAGGGGAUUUCUUUGCUCCUCAUCAUUAGGUCGAAGAGCAUCAUUUCAUUUGGAGUGUCUGAAGAGACAGAAGAACCAAGGUGUAGAUGUCUCACAGAAGACAGUUCUGCCCUUGCAUCUCGUACAUCAUCAGGCACUAGCUGUGGCGGGUCUGAGUCCCCUGCUCCAGAGAAGCCAUUCCCCAACCAUGUUCUCCCGGUUGUGUGCCACACCCCCUGCCACACCCUGUAGCCGUGGCUGGCCAGAGCAGACCAUCCCAACCUUGCGGCUUGAUGGAGCAGAGUCCAGUGAGAAACUCAAUAGUAGCUUCCCAUCGAUACACUGCAGCUCUUGGUACUCUGACCGCGCCAGCUGCAGCAGCACUAGAAGAACCCGGCCGGUCUCUCUCACUGUCCCCAGCCAAACUGGAGGGAGCAGCAGGCAGUUCCACGGCAGUGCUGGCAGCCUUGUUGAAGCGGUCUUGAUUUCGGAAGGACUGAUGCAGUUUGCUCAAGAUCCAAAGUUCAUUGAGGUCACAACCCAAGAGCUAGCAGAUGCGUGUGACAUGACGAUAGAAGAGAUGGAAAAUGCAGCAGACAACAUUCUCAAUGGUAACAGCAAGCAGAGCCCCAAUGGCAACCUCUUGCCUUUUGUUAACUGCAGGGACCCAGGGCAGGACAGUGCAGGAGAGGAAGAGGAAGAGGUGCAAAACCCGGAUUGUAGAAAAAGUCAGGAGGAGCUCAAGGACAGCAGGAUUUAUAUCAGCAGCCUGUAGUUGCCAGGGCUGAAGCGAUGCUGGUUUUUUAUUUGUUUCAAUGUUCCUAAUGGGUUUGUUUCAGAAGUGCCUCACUGUUCUCGUGACCUGGAGUAACCGGAACAGCGUUCUUCAUUCAUUUCUGUUGGGACGAGUCGCAGAGUUGGGUGGUGUAAGAGAGCUUUUCAGGAGUGAAUACAACCCCAGCAUAUGUCCGUGAAGAAAGAGUGAGAAGGAGAAGGAGGAAGAGAAGGAGGAGGAGAGCCAGCUCCCUCUUUUUUCAGUCCCCAUACAAGGAACGACAACUGCUUCCUGAAUGCGAAGGAGAAUCGCAGCUUCCUCUUGAUGGCCCUAGCCAAAAGGACCCUGCAUCAAACGGGUGUCUUUCAACUUUGCUUGUAAAAAUCAUUUUGCACAUAUUCUGUAUAAGCCUCACCGUCUCCAUAAAGCCAAGGCCCUUUUAAUUUGGAAAGGAAUGGUGGACUUCUGCUGUGGAUUCCAGCACCUUGUUGGGGAGGAGGAAGCAGAAGAAGCCUUAGGGACAUGAGAGGCAGAUGGCAACACUGCAGAUCCUUGCUGACAGAAAAUGAGGAGACUCCCAGGCAGUGGUCUCUGCCAGCCAAUCAGAGCUCAGGCAAUCAUGUCUGCCAACCAAUCAGAGCUCAGACAGCCAGCUGUGCCAACCAGUCGGAGAGUAGGGAGCAAGCUCUGUCUAGCAAAGCUGAGGCAACCUGCUCUUUUCUUAGCGAGGUGGUGAUGGGCUUAUGUAGAUCUCUCCUUGUUUUUGCAGUUUGAUAUUUUCUUGAAAGCAUGUUGCAAUUUUUAUUUUUAAGGGGUUUUUUUGUUGUUGUUUUUGGAGGGCGAGGGGAGAAGGGAGUGUUUACAAAGUUUUGUAAUCACCUACCUUUUGUUUUGUUUUCACCUUUGCAAAUGUUAAAUUAGUUUAAUUAUGUUGUAUUAUUUAAACUAUUUUUGCUCCAUUGAAAUUCGGUAGAAGUAUAAUGAUAGAAGAGUUUUACCAACCAUUAUGUACACCAAGAAUUUGUAAUUUUAUUUGAUAGUAAUGGAAACCUCCUUUUUUGUUGUUGUUUUAUAAUUUAAAGAUAGUAGGCAAUGCACUUGAUAUAGUCUUGCACAUUUGAGUGAUUGAUUUGAAUUCUUUUUAGUGCUAAGUAUAUUUGUGAGUGUAUGAGCAACACUGAAUGAGAGUGCGUGUGUAGGUGUGUGUGCGCGGGUGCGUGUUAAGUGUGUUCAGUUCUCCACUUCCUGGUUUUAACUGCAGGAGAUCUGUAUCUGGGGCUAUUUGAAUGCAAAAACAAACCACUGUCUCUGCUUUUUGAAAGGGGAAUCAGUAACUCUUUCCAUUUUCUGUUCCACAAGAUAUGCAAAAACAAUGCAAUAAUAUUAAUUUUAAAAUACAAUUGUAAGUUGUGUUGGCAUUAAAACUGUAUAGAAAAAUUCAAGGGGAAAAAAAACAAAACGAGGAGGAGUUACGCUUCGAUAUAUUCCGUGUGAUGUUUUAUUGCAUUGAUAAUGUUUCUGUUGAAGAAACCGUAAUACUUGAAUUCAGGUCAGUUUCAGUAUUUUUCAAAUAUUUUUUUAAAAUGAAUUGCAAUUGUGCCAAGCGAAUAUAAUGAAUUGAAUUAAGUUUGUUUUAAAAUCACUUCUUGUAUAUUUUGCUGCAUGUAAAGUAAAUCAUUUCGUAUUUGAAGUGUGCCAAGCUUUACCUUUGAACUUUUAAGUGCUUUUCUACGUGUGGUUGGGGAAAGGGGUACUAAAUAUUUUUUUUUUUAUUUUUUAAUUUGUACAAUGAACAAAGUGUACCUGGUGUAACUAACUAUUCUGCAAUCCACUGACAGGUUGAACGUUACUGAUUUUGCAUAUCUUGUGUUCACUUUCCUUUUUUCCUCAUUCCCUUAAACAUGCACGAUGAAUUUAAUGGUAGAGAAUCUUUGUUCCUGAGACCAGGACAUUUUAUCCAGUCUUUAUCCUCUUCCCUUUUGCUGUUUCUUCCAAUGCUUUUUCUCACUAAAGGGUCACAAAACCCAGGCUGAUCUGGUAGAUGUAUUCUAGGAACAGCUGGCACCAGCAACUCUAGUAGGGGGAAAAUAUGUGAUUUCACAUUUCUUUCAUUAAAUCCCUAGCCUUUGAUCAACAACAGCAGUUACCCAGACUAGCAAAUGAAAGAGGCUUAGCUAGGUAACUCUGGCCUUGACUCAUAUCCCAGGAUAAGUGAGGGGAGAGAUUCUGGAUAGUUAUUCAGGACAAUUGCUUGAGUAUUACCCUUAGCUGUUCUGUAUCUACAUCAGCCAGAUGAAAGAAGAAGACUCUCAGCUCAAGGCAUUGACACUGAGCGAUAUGAACCCAUAGGUUGCACUCCAGUGUGUAAUCUUAUCAUUCUCCCCAUGCCUGAUUUUAAGGGUCAGGUUCCCAGACUCACCACAUUCAACCUGGCAUAAUUCCACUGAAGUCAAUGGCCCUGUGUCAGCUUCUUUUUGUCCCUCUUCUGCCUGGCAUUUGUUUCUUACUAACGACAGAGGUUGUAAAACCAGGAAGGAAUUGUAGGUCUCAUGUCAUUGCUUGAGUUUUUUCCUUGGAAACAGUUUCUGUAUUUGAAGUAACUUGAAAUUGUGUCAUUUGGAAUCCUAACUAUCUAAAACUACCACAAGUUUUGCUUUCUCUUCAAGAUGGGAUCUCAGACUUUUAGAUCAGUAAUGAGUAAGAAAAAUUACCUGACUCAGGAAAAUAAGAACCAAACCUUAACCGCUAAGUUGAGCUUUUUCUGAAAUUUGAAAAUGUUUUCUUGGUUUGUUUUUUUAAAUAUGUAUAUCUCUGUUUCCAGGUCUUGUGUGCUGGGGACCUAAAAUAGAAAUAACAGAGCAGAAAACAGAAUGUCAAAGGGAUAUUUUAGGUAGUAUCAAAUUCUCUGUGGUAUUAUAAACUGAUUGGCAGCAGUUCAAAAUGUCCUGGAUAUCUUGCAAGAAAAGGCCUCUUGUUAGGAGAUUUCCAGCCUGGCUAUCAAAAGAGUUUGCAUUAAUUUAGAUAACAACAUAGGAUCAAAAUCUGCAAGUCUUUGCUAAAGGCCUGCAUAGGCAAAACUACAUCCUGAAGUUAAUCAGCCCACUGACCAACAUCCUAAGUUUUCUAGGUCAGUCCUAAAUUUCAAGGCUGUGUCUUGGUGACCCUAGGGAAUCCAUGAAACAGAUUGUAUCCCAUACUUGAAAAAUUGGAGGCAGAUCAGCAUCAGGCAGCUUCCUGCUCUGUCUGCUGAGAGGUCAUAUCACAGUAAUGUUGGGUGCCCUAGGAAUGUGGCUAUCCUGCUUCCACGUCAGGAAAUACCUAUGGGCCACACCAUGAACCAGAAGCAGCACAGCCAUAUUCCUCCAGGGCUGCACCACUAGCUAAUUAGCUCUGAGUGUGUGUAUAAAUGUGGCUGCACUAAUUAGCUCUGCCUCUUAAUGGAGCUAAUUAGACUGCUUGCAGUGCCGCACUAAGGCAGCUAAUAAUUGGAACCAAAAGUGGUGUAAAUUGCUUCUGGUUCUAGAGGCCUGUAGAGUGUCCUUGACUAGGGUUCCUGAAAGUUGGUUGCCUUCCUCAGAUCCUGACCACUUUGCUCUAUCUUUACUGGAACAGAUCCUUAUUGACUUCAGUAAGAAUUUUGUCCUAGUAAAGCCUGGCUGAAAAAAAGAGCAAGUUUCUGAGGAUUUGGUCCCGCAAGAGUUUUGCUUAUGACCUGAGUAAGGAUUCAGGAUUGACUUCUGAAUGCCUAUCUAAUCUGAAUCAAACCUCAAGUCCUGGUGAGGGCUUUUCUAGUGUUGAGAUGUUCCAGAGGGGUAACAUAGGCCCGGUACUAUGGAAGACAAAGUAGUGCUGUUCCUAGUUACCCAUUUCAGAGGGGAAUUCAGAUGGUAGAACUCCCUAACUCAUUCUCAUUUUCUGGAAAGUUCAGUUCAUCCGCACCACUGGGAACUGAGUGGCUCAUCACUUUGGAAAAACAGGCUACUGCACUGAACAGGCCGUUAUUGCUGUCAAUGAGAACUGUGAAUGCUCAGUAAGUUCACAUCACCUCUUAGUAGCUGGCCUCAUGCUAGGGGAAGAUGCUUAUGUUGUCCACGUCUUUCUGUGAAAACUGUUAUACCUUCCAUGAUCAGACUCUGAAAAGAGUAGGGGAAGUCCUGGGUCUCUACUGAAUAAUCCUCUUCUUUCUACUGAUUUAAAUUCUUGAGGAGAGAGGGUGUUGCAGAUGAAGGUGAUGCUCAGAAUGAGUGGAGUUGGGACUCAAAUCAAAGGUUGCUGAUGCCAGCUGUGCAAGUUUCAUUUUCUAUAGAGGGUGGCAUCCCAUUUCAGGUACUACCAACAUACAAAUUGCAGUGGCCUGAGCAAAGAGCUACUGCCUCCUUCCACUGGGGCAGAGUCUGGGACAAGGUAGUGGGUGAGGGUAGGUUUAGGUCCUGAAGUGUCCUUCCUUUCCCUGUGUAUUGGUAUGAAUGUUAGGUACAAUCACUACGCUGUGGAUGGAAGCUUUAAAGAAACUAAUGGCUGAGGAGUUUUGUGUAAGCAAAGAGAAAGAGAAAAUUAUCUUAUCUUUGUCAUUGGUGUCUGAUUUGCAGCUUGAUAAGAGUACACUGCAGACUAAAGACAUUUCUUACAAAAUGACCACCUCUUCCCUAUCACUCCUAGUCAGUAUUCCAGGAAGUACCAGGCCAGUCACACUGGAUGAAUUUCUUUUUUCUUCCUUAUUUUGUGUGACUAACAUGAUGGAAAAAGCAGAACUAAUGGUCCAGACCUGGAGUUUCCUUAUCCACAGACCUUUUCUGCAUUAUCUGCCUCUUCAGUGGGAUGUAUGUAUGCUGCUGCUGCUGCUGCUGCUGCUGCUGCUGCUGCAAGGGGUCCAACCCAUUUUAUUACCCUGCCCCACCGCACCCCAGUCUGGAAGGACAGCUGAUGGAGCACCAUGUACAGAAUCGCAUCUAUUUCUGCUUUGUUUUCUGACUCAAAACCCUGCCCCAUCGAUGACUAUGACAACAACAACAAAAAAGGGCAAAUGCAUUUUUUACAUUUCUUGAUAAUUUCCAAAGCAAUGUAUCAUUGCUUUCUUUAGACUGACGCCAAUAUAACAGUUGUAUGGGUCUCAGCCAGGCUCCUGUGUCUUUUCUGACUGAAAGUUUCAGAUUGCUGUAUGAAAUGUAUGCGCGUUUGCACACAGACAUAUUCCUACAAGGUGACAGAAUUGCAAGCCAGUCAGGUUGCUAGCUGGCUUCUGAUAUGCACUUGGAGGCCUUUUGCGUCUUAUAUGCAGAUGAAAAACUAUUCAGAGAGCCAGUGAUGGAGCCACAUUUGGACACAGCUAAGUAUUUUAUAUAUAUACUGUAUUGUGUGCAUAUAUAAUAUAAUAUUCACCUGUGUCCAAAUGUGGUUGCAUCACUCUGGCUCACUGAAACACGUUGUGCAUAUAUAUAUGCACAACGUGUUUCAGUGAGCUAGAGUGCAUAUAUGCAUAUGCACAGCCUCGACUAUGAAUGUCAGGGGGACACACUCUGUAUAAGCAGCUUGAAUAUCAAGGGAUCUUUACAGUAAAUAGCCUCUGUCAGGUGGACUUGAGUCCACUUCACAUAGUAGUAAGUUUUGAUAAAUUCAGAUUGUAGUGUAUACAAAGAAAGCAAUGGUUCCUGUCAAACAAAGGCCCAGUUCCUUUCUCACUAGUUCUGCAACACAUCAAGACUAAUUCAUUUGAACCUAAUGAGAUUAUACUGCUAUAAACCAUAAGUGAGGGCAGCAUCAGGCCCAGAACUUUUAUUUCUCUUCAUUUAAUUUCUUCUGCGAAGGUGCCUGAUCAAUAUCAAUUUUGAACAAGCUAUUGCUGCAUAGGUUUUCAUUUAAUUUUGUAAAAUAGUUAAACUACCAUGUGGUAAGGCCAGGGAUCAGAGAGUUCUUAGUAGGAGUACAGUUCUGAGACUUACCCUCAGAAGCUACUUUGUUUCUGAAGAUCUCAGAGUAAAAUUGGCAUUUUCUCCCUGCUGCAAUGGGCCUGGCAUGGGAGCAGGUAAGGACAGCUGCACAACAGAGAGGUGUGCUGUGCUGGAAAUGGGCAGGGUUCCAAAUUCAAACAAAGGUUAUUAGCAUCAUACUGAUAGUGAAAAUCUCUAUCCAUAUUAUUAUUCAGUUGCUUGUCCAAAUCCAGUCACCCUUCCCCAACCCACCUUAUAAAGAUUUUGCUUAACUGCUGAAUCUUGAGCCUAAAGAGCAGGCCCUCUUUAGAAGUAAGCAGUUCUACCUAAAGGGUUACUUGAAAAGAGAAUCAUCAAUAAACAAACGGAUGUAGGCAUCCAUCUGGUUCAGCAUGAUCAGUGAUUAACAGAAGGCAAAAUCAGUAGCCCAUAACAACAUCACAUUUCCACACAGUAGCUUCUUUAUUUCAUCUCACUCAAGCAGCCUAUUCUCACUUAUCCUGAAGUCCAUCUCACCCUUGAGCCACUGCUUUCAGUUGGUCCAGUGGCUGACUGGUUGCAUCAAAGGCCAAGAUGGUAUUCUCCCAUCACAGCCCAAAGCAAAUCUGCCUUCAUUCUCCGAUUCACUCCCAACCUUCAAACACCCUCCUUCCAAACAACACUGCCUGCAUCCAUUUUUACCAACUCACUGAAGAUCCAACUCUCCAUUAGUUGAAUCAUCUCUGACACAUUACCCAAAAUUUUGCCCAGCCAAACAAAAAUGCAAGCUCUGUCCCAAACAUGCUGUAAAGUUCUCAGCAUCCCAAGCUCCCUGGUCUGUCUGCUCUUUUAUCAGGCAGAUACAGUAUCCAAUGCUCUAGACUACUAUUCCGUGUUCCCUAAAAGCCCUUAGCACCAUGAUAUCUCAAAGAAGUGACAGAAAGACAGAUGCAGGAGUGUCCCACUGUGAUAGCUUGAAAAGGAGAAGCUUUCAAGUGACUAGCAGUCAGAUUUUCAAUAUCUCACCGAAACACAUAGCAAAUGCUGCAUCAUGAAAGAGAGAAACUUUUAACACUGCCUUAAAAACAAAUUUAAAAAUGAGGGAGUCUCCCUCCAAAGGACUGACACGUGGUAAGUCAAGGAAGAAGCCACUUUGGAUGAAUUCUGACUGGAGGAGACAACGUCACUUACAUUCUGAUCCUGCAGGACUUAAGCUAAACAGCCAGUGACUUCAGUAAUUAAGAACUACAGGACCAGGACUUUACAAGGAAGGAGUGGGUAUUUCCUUGCCAAUUUCUAUUUAAUGGGGAUCUGAUCUUGCAAGGUACUAUGGCCUGCACCUCCCCAUUGACUUGAGGGAAGAUGUGGUUCAGCACCUCUCAGGUUCAGAGCCUUUGAACCUCAUUUCCUGCUCUGACCAUUAACUACACAUGUUGAUAAAUGUACGUGUUUUGCCUUCAUUUGAAUUGCUCAGAGCUGUGAAAUGAACUCUCCUAAGUAUAACAGUCCAGAGAUAAACCUCCUCUCGCAUACUUCCCUCCUCAACCUUUCCCAGAGCAUCUUCACCCAAGCCCUUCCCCCCAUCCCAGUUCAUCACAUCUCACAAUUUUAUACCCAGUUUUCAUGAAACCACAGAAACGCUGUUGUAAAUAAUGCUGUACAGUUUGUAACUGUAAUGUAAGCCUGUCAUCGGUGCCAGAGUCUGUCUUGCCCUCUCGCACGUUUUAAAAUCAACACAAGGAAGUCAGAGUGGCCCACAAGUGAGCUAGAGGGUCAUGUUGGUGUGGGACAAAUGUAUAUUCCUGUAAGAUUGCAUUUUUAUCUAAGGAAUGAUGUUAUUUUAAAAAUUGCUAAUAAAUUUCUAAACAAUGUCUA
This is a messenger RNA of Gavialis gangeticus (Gharial), 14451 nucleotides long. RefSeq names its product calcium voltage-gated channel subunit alpha1 C (gene CACNA1C). The record is from RefSeq and is a predicted model, not a curated record. The coding region runs from base 260 to 6670 and encodes 2136 amino acids. Gene Ontology annotation, molecular function: high voltage-gated calcium channel activity. NCBI's taxonomy places the organism in Eukaryota, Metazoa, Chordata, Crocodylia, Gavialidae. Gene Ontology annotation, cellular component: membrane; voltage-gated calcium channel complex. Gene Ontology annotation, biological process: calcium ion import across plasma membrane. The transcript has 47 exons.